GUGUUGAUGACGAUGCAGGUGGUGUGAGUCACCCAGCCUGGCUGGGCCUGACGCUGCUGUUUGCGCUGGUGCCGCACGCGCUGGCACAGCUGGCGCUGGCGCACGCCCACAGAGACCUGGGCAGAGACCGUCCACUCAUGCUCAUGCUGCACGCUCUGCAGCUGGGGGGGGUCACAAGAGCGGUAGAAGCGGUGUGGACCUACCGUGCGCUGGGCCGUGUUGAGGAGCCGUACUGCAGCCUGGUGCGCAAGAUUCGUGUGUCACGUGACGGCAAGCAGCACCACGUGAUACGCGAGGUUAGCCGGCUGGAGGGACGCCUGUACGCGCACCGCGCUGCGUUCGCACGAGCGAUGGUGCUGAUGGCGUUUCUGGGCUCAGCACCACAACUCACGCUGCAAGCCUACAUCACUCUGCAACAACACAGCGUCACAGCCUAUAGGGGGGUACUGAUGGCAGUCUCCCUGCUGUCUGUCUCCCUGGGUGCCCUGGUCCUCACGCUACUCGCUGUCCGAGUCCGCUUUGACCGCGUGGAGCUGCGGGUACUGAUGGCAGUCUCCCUGCUGUCUGUCUCCCUGGGUGCCCUGGUCCUCACCCUCCUCGCUGUCCGAGUCCGCUUCGACCGCGUGGAGCUGCGUGUGAGCGCACGAGCCGUCGCCGUGGCGACCGCCUGGCGCGCCAUGGAGAUCUCCACACGCGUCACAGUCCUUGUGCUGUUCAGCUCCGCGUGCCGGGAAUGGACUCUGGCUGUAGUGUUAGUGAACCUGGCUGUGUUUGGGCUCAUGCCGUGGGUCGGCCUCUGGAGGCAGCGACGAUUCUUGCCGGAGCACCCCAACACAACCUACGGCGCGUGCGGGGCAGCCACAUCCUCCGUGCUGCUGUCCCUUCUCUUCGCGGCAGUCAACGCCUUCUGCUGGUCGGCGCUGCGCCUCCAGCUCUCCGCCCCCGAGCUCGUGGUGAGCGGCUCCGGCACCGGCGGCUCCGGGGACCGCCCCCUUCGCUGGGCCGCAGCCUUCUACUCGGCACGCCUCCUGGAGAACACCGUCCUGAUCCUCGCCUGGUGGUUCACCGUGGCCGGCGACGCGUCGGCACCGCCGCCGCUGUGCCCGCCGGCGGCGCUGGCCAAGCUCACGGCGGCCUACGCUCUCGUCGUCGCCCUCAUGGUGGUCUUCUACCGAUACUGCCACCCGUGCCGACGGCUGCUGCGGUUCCGCACGGGCUGGGCACGGCUGUGUCCCGCGCCGAAUGGCGGCGGUGACGGCGGUGGCGGUGACGGUGGCGGUGAUGAUGAUGAUGAUGAUUAUGAGGAUGAGGAGGAGGAGGAAGAGGAGAAGGGGAGAUGCUGGGAGCGUUGGUGUGGUGGUGCUAAGGGUGGCGGCCAUGGUGGUGGUGAUUGUAAAGGCACUAGAGGUGGCGGUGGUGGUGGUGGUGGCGGCGGUGGUGGUGGUGGCGGUGGUGGCGGUGGCGGCGGUGGCGGUAGUGGCGGCGGUGGUGGUGGUGGUGGUGGUACGGGAGCUCCCCUUGUUGCCGGCGAAGAGGAGGAGGAUGACGAGGGGGAAGCAAAGGAUUCUGGGAGGCUGAUGGUGGUGGCCACUGGCCCUGCCCGCAGCUCCCAUGGUGGUGGUGGUGGUAGCCAGGUAUGAGAACCAGGGUGGUGCUGGUGGUGGUGGUGGUGGUUGUUGUUGUUGCUGCUGCUUAUCGACAGCCGCUUGUUAAGGCUACACGGGGGAUCUUUGUCUUUGUUUGCAUGUGUGUGCGACUGAAAUUGUCGUGGGCGUCCCCUAUGUCGACUCAGCCUCAAAUGAGUACCUGCUACGAUCGCCACUUGGGAGACAAAGGCGGCCAAGUCACCCACUCAGCAACCCACUCACCCACUCAGCAACUCACUCACCCAUUACUCACCAAUCCACUCACCCACUCAACAACUCACUCACCCACUCACUCACCCACUCAGCAACUCACUCACCCAUCCACUCAUCCACCCACUCACCCACUCACCCAUCCACUCAUCCACCCACUCACCCACUCACUCACCAAUCCACUCACCCACUCAGCAACACACUCACCCACUCAGCAACACACUCACCCACUCAGCAA
Messenger RNA from Lethenteron reissneri (Far Eastern brook lamprey), 2094 nucleotides. RefSeq names its product endoplasmic reticulum membrane adapter protein XK-like. Gene Ontology annotation, cellular component: membrane. NCBI's taxonomy places the organism in Eukaryota, Metazoa, Chordata, Hyperoartia, Petromyzontiformes, Petromyzontidae. The record is from RefSeq and is a predicted model, not a curated record.